Messenger RNA from Aspergillus eucalypticola CBS 122712, 1734 nucleotides. RefSeq lists its product as uncharacterized. Bases 115 to 1716 code for a protein of 533 amino acids. The record is from RefSeq and is a predicted model, not a curated record. The transcript is spliced from 2 exons. Lineage: Eukaryota; Fungi; Ascomycota; Eurotiomycetes; Eurotiales; Aspergillaceae.
AAAAAAUUAUUCACCUAGUGAUCAGACUCUCUUUAAUCAUCCUGCACGCACCUUCGCCGCACCACGGGCUCCAGCUGGCCUGGCCUUGACUGAAUCUUAAUAAUUGCUGUUGGAAUGGCGGGGACAGCUACCGCGACUUACACGACAGAUGUUUGGACGUCACCCAGCGUAGAUGGGGGUCAGUGGGAGUACGCUGUCCCGAUUCGACAGGAUAGUACUAAGCAUCGCUCAAAAUCACGGUCCUCCCACGAUUCACACGCCAGGUCCAGGGAGCGUAAUUCCAAGGGCUCUCGCAGCUCCUCGCUAUCGCGUCACGCCUAUGCUCACGAGCACUUGACCUCCCGGGGCCGCCCACAAGCUAGCCACAGCCGACGCGGAAGUGAAGCAGGCAGCUCACGCUCAAUCUAUGGACACGAUGUAGCCAGUCGUAGCGCCGGCAACGUCAAAGACUCGACGGAUUCUCUUUAUCGAAAGGGGUCGGUGAGGCAUGGCGAGUGGCACGAGGGAAUGGGCAUGUAUACGGACGAGAUCGACCAGGACAAUUGGAUCCAUCGCGACAAGCUGGCCAAGAUUGAGAGUGAGGAGCUGCAGCAGGCCGCCAUUCUGCUACAACGUCGGGCGGGUGAGGGCAACAAGACGCGCACAAAGAACUACGACUCGUAUGGAACACCUGCCAGCUCCCCACCGACCGAGCAACUGGAACCCUGGCCCAGUUUGCACGGCGAUUCCCAGCUCCGGGAACAUAGCGGGUCUCCAACCUUCCCAGAAGAAGGUGAAGAGCGUGGAAGGUGGGAUUCUCGUCGACAGGAAGAGAGCAUGGCCAAUGGGGCGGCCGGCUUCUACCGCAACCCCGGAUUUCGCAAAAGCUCUUCACGGAUCCCCAUUCCCUCGGGUAUCCCAGUACCGGUCUCUCCCAAUCCCGAGAACGGCGGACGAGAAUUCUCCAAGCAGCGCAGCCGCGCGAAUACCCACGGGGAUGACGAUGCUUUGUCCUUCGGGAUGCCCCGUCGGGCUAGUGAGCCGAUGUCGGUGGACUCUGCCCAGAACAUUACUCCGGCAGGAAGUCGGCCUGGCAGUCGCGGGAACACUCUACAAAAUGCGGCCGGUAGGAAGACCACCAAGGGUGGUGCUACCAAUCGCAAGACGUCGGCUCCUCCGUCGACUACACGAAAGGCGACCCCGAGAAGCCGGGCACCGUCGAGCACGUUGCGGGCCACUAAAGCCGCUGAGAAUCGUCCCAUUAACCGGCCGGAAGGCGACCCUCCGUGGUUGGCGACGAUGUACAAGCCCGAUCCACGUCUUCCGCCUGACCAGCAGAUUCUUCCCACACAUGCACGACGCAUGCAGCAGGAGCAGUGGGAGAAGGAAGGCAAGACGCCUACCACGUAUGAUCGGGAGUUUGCUCCGCUAGCCAUCGGGCCGGACGGGCCAAAGCCCUCUGAGAAGCCGGCACCCAAGGAAGAGGAGCCGGAGCCGGAGCCGAUCGAACAGAACGAACAGGUGGAGAAAGAAGAAGUGCAAGAGCAGAAGACCCCGAACUUGGAGACACCGUCUAAGGAGUCGGGACGGCCGAACUCAGGCACGGGCUACAGCACGAUGCCGCGGGUACAUGAACCACCACAGGCGGCGCUGCAGCCAAAAUGGAACCCGCCAGUGGUGACUGCGCAGGAACCGCCGCCGAAGGAGAAGGGCUGCGGAUGCUGCAUUGUGAUGUAGGGGGAGGACGCAUUCGUU